AUGGUGCAAACGCUUGCACCAGCCGGGAAUGCCUUCACCUUCGGCGGAUCCACCACACCGCACCCGCUCAUCUGCCCCGCGCGGCUCGCCGCUCGAUCCAACCUCGACGCCGCCAUGAACGACGCCGACUUGGGCGAUAACAUUGACGAGCGCAUCGGCCAGCUCGAGCGGUCAAAGAACCCCCGCAACAGCGAGAAGCGCUUUGCCAACGAUGUCGCACAUCUCGACCCGAGCCGGUGGUGGUUCGCCUCCUCCGCAUUUCCCAUGAUCGCCGGCACCCUCGGCCCCGUUGCCUCGGCGUUCAGUAUUUGUGCCCUCGUCCGGCCUUGGCGACAGCACUACCCGCCCGGUACCGACAUCACCACCGCCGCUUUUGAGCCGGAUCCGAAAUGGCUCAUCAUCGUCAACGCCAUCCAGCUGGCGAUAGCAAUCAUCUCAAACGUCUUCCUCCUCCUCAACAUGGCCCGCCGCGUUCGCUUCUCCCUGGCCCAACCCAUCACCAUCGUGGGCUGGUACAUGUCCGCCAUCUGCCUUGUCGCUCUCAACGCCACCGCCGCGGGGCCUCUCGUCAUCGAGCCCGCCGAGGAGUACAUCUUCUCACAGGCCUUCUACUACGGCAUGUUCGCCGCCAUCCUCUACUUCCUCACAGCCUCCCUCAUGGUUGUCACCGUCUACGGCGCCGCCACCAGUCACUACGCAAAGGACUUCCAGCUCACCACCGCCCAGCGCACCCUCAUGCUCCAGACCAUCCUCUUCCUCUGCUACCUGCUCGUUGGCGCCCUGGUCUUCUCUACCAUUGAGAGCUGGUCCUACCUCGACGCCGUCUACUGGGCCCAGGUCACCCUCUUCACCGUCGGUUUCGGCGACUUUGCCGCCGCAUCCCCCCUCGGCCGCGCCCUCCUCAUCCCCUACGCCCUUGUCGGCGUCAUUUCCCUGGGUCUCGUCAUCGGCUCCAUUCGGAGCCUCGUCCUCGAGCGCGGCCGCCGCAGGCUCGAUGCCCGCAUGGUCGAGAAGAAGCGCCGCCAGCUCAUCCGCACAAUGACGCGCAAGGGCAAAGACGAGAUCUUGAAGCCCAUCCACCCAGAUACCAACGACACCUCCGCCUCGGCCGCCUCGUCUCCCUCUCUACCCGGCACGGAGCUCGCGCGCCGCGAGGAAGAAUUCAACCUCAUGCGCAAGAUCCAGCACCAAGCCUCGACCCGCCGCCGCUGGAUGGCCAUGUCCGUCUCCUUCUCCUCCUGGCUCGUCCUCUGGCUCGUCGGCGCAAAAGUCUUUCAGGAGUGCGAGCGCCCUUACCAGAACUGGACCUAUUUCGAGGGCUUCUACUUUGCCUUUGUCACUCUCACGACGAUCGGUUACGGCGACCGCACCCCCGUCUCCAACUCAGGUAAAGCUUUCUUCGUCUUCUGGUCCCUCCUCGCCCUGCCCACCAUGACGGUCAUGAUCUCCAACGCCGGCGACACCGUCGUCAAGGCCGUCCGCGACGCUACCCUCGAGCUCGGCAACAUCACCAUCCUCCCCGGCGAACGCGGCUUCCGCAAGGAUCUUAUGUCCGUCCUCCACCGCCUCACCUGCGGCUUCCUCUUCCACCCCACCGACGAGGAUUCCGAUGAAGACUCGGAUGGCGAAGACGACGCGCUCCCGCCGGGCUUCCUCUCCAACGCCCGCCGCAUACGUCGGGAAGAAAACGACGACGACGAUAACGACGAAGAAAGCGACGAGACAGAAGCCUAUUCCACCGUCCUAGACCGCGAAACCUCCCGCGCCCCUCCACCAUUCUCGCCAGAACCAAAAGACUCCCAAGCCCGUCCAUCACCCCGUGACCGCCAAACCACCGCUACAAACAACAACACCACCACGACCCGCCGCCGCCGCCGCCGCCCCUUCUCCCGCGUCCGAGACCCCACCUCCGCCCUCCCAGCCUCCCGCGCAGACUACCACUUUCUCCUCAUCUCCGAAAUCGCCGCCGUCCGCCGACACGCCAAAGAGAAGCCCGCGCGGCGAUACACCUUUGCCGAGUGGGCGUGGUACCUCAAACUCAUAGGCGAAGACGAAUCCAGCUCCGCCACGCACCGCAAGGCGCGCCCGCACAUCCACUCCAAGAAGAAGGCGAAAAAGGCAGCCAAGAAACGACGGCGGAACGGGGUUGUCGAUGAGGAAAACGCAGAGCACACGGAGGCGGAGUGCCCCGACGAGGAUAAGUGGUCCUGGGUCGGCUCGCAGUCGCCGCUGAUGGGCAGCCAGGAGGAGUGCGAGUGGAUCCUGGAGAAGCUUACCGAGAAGCUGCGAGACGAGCUUGACGUUGUCCGCGGCGAGGAGCUCGAGAGGAAGAGUACGGUGGAUCGGAAGCGGGACCUGGCUGAUGAGAGAAAGGGGAGGGACGAGGUUGAUGAGUUGUUGAGAUCGUGA
Molecule: messenger RNA, 2409 nt
Organism: Colletotrichum lupini
Lineage: Eukaryota; Fungi; Ascomycota; Sordariomycetes; Glomerellales; Glomerellaceae
Product: ion channel protein
Exons: 3
Coding region: 1-2409 (802 amino acids)
Biological process (GO): stabilization of membrane potential; potassium ion transmembrane transport
Cellular component (GO): membrane
Molecular function (GO): potassium ion leak channel activity
Source: RefSeq, a predicted model, not a curated record